Molecule: messenger RNA, 1550 nt
Organism: Otolemur garnettii (small-eared galago)
Lineage: Eukaryota; Metazoa; Chordata; Mammalia; Primates; Galagidae
Gene: VSIG1
Product: V-set and immunoglobulin domain containing 1
Exons: 8
Coding region: 1-1374 (457 amino acids)
Biological process (GO): maintenance of gastrointestinal epithelium; epithelial cell morphogenesis
Cellular component (GO): plasma membrane
Source: RefSeq, a predicted model, not a curated record
AUGGCCCAGCACCCAGAAUCCAAGCCAGUAGUAUACUAUGUACUAGUUAAGUCUGGGAAUGAGACUUCUAAUAUGGCAUUGCUUCUGCAGGAGUGUGUGUUCUUGGGUCCAGUCAAUGAGUUUACCAGCACAUAUGGGGACGUACCCUUUCCUGAUGCCCAGCAGAUAAGCCUAGCAAACUUCGGUGUGAUUGAAGAAGCCAGUUGGAGUCUGAGCCUCGUCCAGGCAAGCUGCUGGGACCUGCUGCUCUCAACAAACCUUGACGCAAUGGUGUUCGCAUUUUGGAAGGUCCUUCUGAUCCUAAACUGCCUUGUAGGUCAGGUCAAUGUGGUGCAAGUGACCAUCCCAGAUACUUUUGUCAAUGCAACUGUUGGAUCUGAUGUCACUCUCAUCUGCCUGUACACCACCUCUGCGACCUCCUUAGACAAGCUUUCCAUCCAGUGGUCUGUCACCCAUCAGAAGGAGUUGGAGCCAAUUUCUGUCUACUAUUUUGAAAGUGGACAAGGCACAGGCAUCGGGGACUUUAAAGAUCGUGUUAUAGCAUCCCAUAAUCCAGGUAAUGCGUCCAUCACUAUUUCGCACGUGCAGCCAGCAGACAGUGGAGUUUACAUCUGCGAUGUUAACAACCCCCCAGACUUUGAAGGCAAAAAUCAAGGCACUCUCAACGUCAAUGUGUUAGUCAAACCUUCUAAGCCCCUUUGUAGCAUUCAAGGAAGACCAGAACUCGGUCAUGCCAUCGCUCUCUCCUGCCUCUCUGCACAUGGAAUGCCUACCCCUGUGUACUACUGGUAUAAAAUACAAAGAAACAAUAUCAUACCCAUGAAAUCAAACCCAACCACUGGGACUUUGGUUAUUGGAAAUGUAACAAAUUUUGAACAAGGUUAUUACCAGUGUACUGCUAUCAACAGCCUUGGCAACAGUUCCUGUGAAAUUGAUCUAACUACUUCACAUCAAGAAAUUGCAAUCAUUAUCGGGGCCGUGGUAGGAACCGUGGGAGGUGCUGCCAUUAUCUUCUGUAUUGUGUGCUUGGCAAGGAAGAAGACCAAGGCAAAUGAAAGGAAGAGAACUUCUAAAGCCACUACUGAACUUGAACCAAUGACAACGAAAAACCAAGGUACAGAGGGUGAAGCAAUGCCAAGAGAAAACAUCAUCCAAUUAGAAGCAGCAGCUCUACCACCUACAACUGUCACCAUCCUGGGACCAGACCAGCACGCACACAUCGCAGAGAUGGCCUCAGGAUUAGAGCCAUUUACUAUCACUGAGCUUGAUCUCGACCUGGAUCUAGAGCCAGAUCUGGAUCUGGAAAUGGAGUCAGAGCCAGAUCCUGGGAUUAUAGUUGAGCAUUUCUGUGAUGACGAAAAUUUGAGGGGUUAAGGCAUAGGCCGGUGGCCCCAAUCCAGCAUCAUCACGAAGGAACCCAUUACUGGCAUUUACAAUUCUGUUGAACUAACCAGCCCCCUCUUCUGCCUGACAUGUUGAUCAACCCUCCUCUAACACAGUGCUCAUUACUAUCGCAAAUCCUGAAUCAACAUGGCAAGGUAACUAACUAC